ACUGGGACAGGCGUUCCACCUGCUGCCGGCCAGGUUUCACUUUCGUCUCUCCCUCCCUGGAGCAGCAUGCCCAGCCACGCCACUAAUUUAAGGCUGAAGCUGCCAGCGACAUGCUUCCUCCUCGAGAUCCUCACCAUCCUCCUCUUCGCCGUCUUCGUGCGUUACGACCGGGAGGCCAGUGCCAGCCAGUGGCACCAGGAACUAAAUCAUCGCAACACCAGCCACCUGGACAAUGACUUUUACUUUCGCUACCCAAGUUUCCAGGAUGUCCACACCAUGAUUUUCAUCGGCUUUGGGUUCCUGAUGACCUUCCUGAAGCGUUACGGGUUUGGAAGCGUCGCCUUCAACUUCCUGAUUGCGGCCUUUGCCAUACAGUGGUCCACGCUGGUCCAGGGUUUCUUGCACUCCUUCCACAACGGCAAAAUUCACGUUGGAAUCGAGAGCAUGAUCAAUGCUGAUUUCUGCUCCGGAGCUGUUCUGAUCUCCUUUGGAGCAGUUCUGGGCAAGACGAGCCCUGUCCAGCUGCUCCUGAUGACCUUGUUUGAGGUCACGCUCUUCGGCCUUAAUGAAUACAUCCUGCUCAGCCUCCUGGGGGCCAAGGAUGCUGGGGGCUCCAUGACCAUCCAUGCCUUUGGGGCUUACUUCGGCUUGAUGGUAUCGCGGGUCCUGUACCGGCCUCAGCUGGACAAGAGCAGACAGCGGGAAGGCUCUGUGUACCACUCGGAUGUCUUUGCCAUGAUUGGCACGCUCUUUCUGUGGAUCUUCUGGCCCAGUUUCAACUCAGCCAUCACCACCCACGGUGAUGACCAGCACCGGACAGUAGUGAACACGUACUUCUCACUGGCUGCCAGCACGCUGGCCACCUUCGGCAUGUCAUCCCUUAUCAAUGGGGAAGGCAAGCUAGAUAUGGUCCACAUCCAGAAUGCAGCUCUAGCUGGAGGGGUGGUGGUCGGCACGGCCGGCGAGAUGAUGCUGACGCCCUUCGGAGCCAUGACUGCUGGUUUCCUCGCCGGCCUCAUUUCUACUCUUGGCUUCAAAUUCCUCACACCCCUCCUGGACUCCAAGCUGAAAAUACAGGACACCUGCGGCGUCCACAACCUCCAUGGGAUGCCAGGGGUGCUGGGCGCCCUCCUUGGUGUGCUGGUCUCAGCGCUGGCAACGCAUGAUGUCUACGGUGACGGGAUGUACGAUGUCUUCCCUUUCAUCGCCCAAGGAAGCUGGACGGCCAGCUACCAGGCUGUCAUCCAGCUCUGCGCCUUGUUCGUGACGCUGAGCUUUGCGGUGAUUGGAGGAAGCAUUGCGGGUGCUAUACUGAAAAUGAACUUCCUGGCAUCCCCCCCGGACACGCAGUGCUUUGAAGAUCAGAUCUACUGGGAGGUCCCAGAAGCGCAUCACGAUGCCUACGGACACAUGCCGGAUGUAGCCCCGGAUGACCCAGACAAGAGCACAGAUGCCUAAUGGAAGGGACCUGCCCGGCAAGCAAAAUUUGACCCAGUCUGAGCCCAUCUGAUUCUCUCUCUCCAAUGCUGGCAUUUGCCUUCCCCAGCUGGCUGGGGGCAGGUUGGUCUGACUUUGGGACAGCAUUGCAGCCUGACCUGGGACAAUGGGAGACAGAAUGAGAUCUUCAACCUGUGUCACCUCCUCUGGGGACUGCAGCCACAUUCACAUUUCUGCAUGUUCAUUCAAGGAAAGAGUAAUCUAUGCCUAACCUAGGGCUGAGGUCACAAGCACCUUUAAAGAGCAUCUUUCAAGAGCAAGUUGCACUCGCGGGAAAGGAAGAAGUGAGUUCAGCCCCUGACUCUGAUACAGGCUCCCAGCACGACAAGCUGAAUCCAAGCUAGCUGGAUUCUCCUGCUUCUGUUUAAGAGCAGCUUCAUCUGGAGCUGCUAUGUUUGAACCUGCUUUUAACAAGACAUAGCCAAACUAAAAUAACUGCACCCAUGCCUCUGUUAGCACCAACGUACAAAUCACAGUAUUACUAGAACUGCCCCCAGUCUGCACAGUCAUAGACCCAUGGGUUCCCCUUGCCUUCACACGAGGAUAUCAACCCAACCUCGCUGAUCUGGACUGCAAACUCUUUGAGGCAAGACAGUUUCACCCUGUAUCUCUGAAGCGCCCAGCACAGAGGCAUAGUUGCAGCAAGGGAAGUUCAAGUUGCAGCAAAGUUAGAUAUUAGGAAAAACUUUCUCACUAGGAGGGCAGUCAAGCACUGGAACAGGUUACCCAGAGAGGUGGUGGAGUCUCCAUUCUUGUAGGUUUUUAAGCCCUGGCUAGACAAAGCCUUGGCUGGGAUGAUGUAGUUGGGGCUGGCCCUGCUUAGAGCAGGGGGUUGAAUUAGAUGUGACCUCCUGAGGUCCCUUCCCACCCUCAUUUUCUGUGAUUUUAUGAUAGUAUCAGGUAGCACCUUUGGGCUUCUACAGCUGUUCCUACCAUGACAUUUUGUGCCUGGACACAGGAGUGACAUGGGCACCAAGAAACACCUCAGCCACAAAGGCAGUAGGGUGCGACAGCGAGUGUUUUACCCCCUAUCCUGACUGUAGCAAUAGAGUUGAGAUCAAGCUCUGCACUCAGAUUUCUAUUCUGAAUAUACCUCAGUGAUGUGGCUGGUGGAGGAGAGGGGGAUGAUUUGUUUUAAGAGAUAGCCCUGUUAGUAGCAUCUCAAGAGUGCACAGUUGCAUCACUACAAAGAUGCCUUCUAAGCCUACAUCUUAUUUCUGGCUCCUGUAUAACUGCACCUUCUCCGACUGUUCCCACUGGGUGGGUUGUGCUGCUCUGACUGUACUGGUACAUGUCCUCCAACUUGCAUGUCUCCAAAAAAGCGAAGCUGAAAGGCUAGGUCCUACUUCUUUAUUUAAAUGUCAUGUCCAAUGUGGUUGCUAAUGUAUUUACAAGUAAAUGAGCUAUGCAAAACCACAAGUAAACACCUCCUUGUGAAACACUGAGAUGAUGCUCUUUGCUAAGCAGGGAGGAAGGCGGAGGGCAGGGGUUAUGGAUGCUCCUCUUAACUCUGUCACUGACUUGCUGGGUAAUCCCAGUCACUUCACUUAUGCCCCUUGGAGCCCCAGUUUUUCUUAUCUAUAAAAAGAUGUGACAACUCUGA
This is a messenger RNA of Alligator mississippiensis (American alligator), 3100 nucleotides long. RefSeq names its product Rh family B glycoprotein (gene RHBG). NCBI's taxonomy places the organism in Eukaryota, Metazoa, Chordata, Crocodylia, Alligatoridae. Gene Ontology annotation, biological process: ammonium transmembrane transport; ammonium homeostasis. Gene Ontology annotation, molecular function: ammonium channel activity. Bases 67 to 1458 code for a protein of 463 amino acids. The transcript is spliced from 10 exons. The record is from RefSeq and is a predicted model, not a curated record. Gene Ontology annotation, cellular component: plasma membrane.